AUGGUAAUGAGAAAUGAACUGGAUUACUUCGCCGUCUUCUUUAGGAGAUUCGAUGAUAUGUUGCCAUUCACUGUGACAAAAGCAUGCAACGGGCUCUGUGCAAAUGUGAAAAUCUUAUCAAUUUUCUCGAUCCUUCUUCUUCUAUUCUUGAUGGUUGUGGCUCUGUCUUAUGUCCAAGACAAGCCGACAUUACUUGAGGAGGAGUCACGUGAGAGGGAAGAGGAAGAUGAUAGAUGGGCAGUGGUUGCCUUGUUCUGGUUCUUCUGGUUCAUCUCUGAUUGGAUGGGGAGCGAGGUGUACAGUGGGGAGCAUGGAAAGCUUUACUCUGUUGCAAUAUCAUUAUAUACCAUUGGCUACUGGUAUAGAGCUCGAUGUCUUAUGCUAACUUGGGGGGUUACGGGUCUUAUGUUCUUGGCUGUGGAGCCCAUUGGGCGAGCACUUGGUGGUGCCAAGAACAUUUGGGCAACUGGAAAUUUUAUUCUUGCUGGUGGCUUGGCUUUGACGCUUUACAUCAGCAAGCUAGCUAUGGACGAGCGGCUCAAGCGCAAUGAUUUAACCUUUACUCGUGAGCCCUUCAACGGCAUUCAGGCUUGGGUCUUGCGUUUUUUCGGUGUUCUCGACAUUUUCCUUACGAUAACAUUGAGUGUCGCGCUUGUACUACCAUCCAUCUAA
Arachis stenosperma is the source of this 672-nucleotide messenger RNA. RefSeq names its product sucrose transport protein SUC1-like. The coding region runs from base 1 to 672 and encodes 223 amino acids. Gene Ontology annotation, cellular component: vacuole; plasma membrane. The transcript is spliced from 3 exons. The record is from RefSeq and is a predicted model, not a curated record. Gene Ontology annotation, molecular function: sucrose:proton symporter activity. NCBI's taxonomy places the organism in Eukaryota, Viridiplantae, Streptophyta, Magnoliopsida, Fabales, Fabaceae.